AUGACGAUGCAACAAAAGGAACAAAAUGCAUUAAGGGAAGAACUGGCUACGAUGAAAGCUGACCGACAGAACCAACAGAUACUCACAUCGAAAGGGGCAAGUUUGAUCGAAGUCGAAGAAAACAAGCCGUGUUUGGAGCCAAAACUUACCAACAACGAACGAACAGGAAGAACCAGGUGUGCGGAUCCACCUACCUUCAGUGGAGAACGAGGAGAAUUGGACAACUUCCUUGCAGCAUGUCACAUGAACUUCGAAUUCAAAGGGGCAGAGUACGCCACCGAUCGCAGAAAGAUCCUGUUCAUGUACGGGUAUCUUCGAGGCACCCCUCAAAUGCUUAUAACCCCGGCCAUAACCAAUCCAAUGGUAGUGGUAAAUAACACCGAUCCUCGAACCAAAUCGGACUGGAUCUAUUUCAAACAACAUGUGAUAGGGACUGAGGAGAACCAACGGAUGGCUGAAACGAUGAUUGCGGCGAAUCGAUGGGCUGCUAGACGCAAAAAUGAGACGACCUGGCUUCCCCCUCGAUCGAAUUCGAUGCGAUUGGAUACUAGUCCGCCCAACCCGGUAGAACGCCACUCACAAUCGACUGGUAGAGGACCCUUGCCUGGUGGAAAACCAGGGAUGAUGAAUUAUGGUCUACCAAAUGACCCUCCGGUCACUUGGACAGAGGACGGAGGACGUCUCAGCGAGAACGAAAUGACUUGGAGGAGGGAGAACCGACGUUGUCUCAAAUGUAGAAGUCCAGAACAUUAUGCCAACAACUGUCCGAAUGGAGGAAACACGAGAAACAGUAUUAGGGGAUCCCCAAAUCCGCAUAACUCACCGAUUCCUAGUGGAUCGAACUCGAUCACAACUGGAUCCAAAGGGCCAUUAGUUCGAGGAAUGGCGGUGACCUUUGAAGAAGAGGGAAACGACUACCUGGCCUAA
This is a messenger RNA of Tremella mesenterica DSM 1558, 927 nucleotides long. RefSeq lists its product as uncharacterized. NCBI's taxonomy places the organism in Eukaryota, Fungi, Basidiomycota, Tremellomycetes, Tremellales, Tremellaceae. The record is from RefSeq and is a predicted model, not a curated record. The transcript has 2 exons. Gene Ontology annotation, molecular function: nucleic acid binding; zinc ion binding. Bases 1 to 927 code for a protein of 308 amino acids.